Linderina pennispora is the source of this 864-nucleotide messenger RNA. RefSeq lists its product as uncharacterized. The coding region runs from base 1 to 864 and encodes 287 amino acids. The record is from RefSeq and is a predicted model, not a curated record. NCBI's taxonomy places the organism in Eukaryota, Fungi, Kickxellomycota, Kickxellomycetes, Kickxellales, Kickxellaceae. The transcript has 2 exons.
AUGUUUACUAGCCUGGACGCCCAGGCGAACGCCUAUGAGUUGGUACGGCGGUCCGCCCGCACGCUGGUUUCGCUUACCUUCCUGAUGUCGUCAUAUACGGCCCUGCGGAGAGUCCUAUACGGCACCAAGUCUUUGCCCAUAGUGUUCCCGCAGCUGCAGAAAUUGUGCGGCACAUUGGAAAACGGCAGGUGGUUUGCGAUCCCUUUAGGCACAUUCCCCAGGCUGCAAAUGCUCUGCGAUAAAUUGCAUUCUGCGUGGCAGCAGCGGGCCGGCGGCACAGCACAUGCACUGGCCAGCCUGGUGAUGCAGAUUGAGCUGCCUGAAUUGACCACGCUGGCAACGCAUACCGCGGCGGGCAUGGAUCUGGUGCCGGCGAAUGUACCGAAUCUUAGGUCGGCUGAAUACUCGAUCCAGCCGUUUUCGGCCGAGCGGCUGCGCGAUGAGGCUGUGUCGGCACAGCUCCACAGGUUGUUGCUACUGCCGCAUCUGCACAGACUGCUUCUGCACGACCAGAUCCCGACCGUGUCGGUGCGUACCGACCAAGUGGAUCUGUGGCAUUACGAGUUGCGGUAUUUGAAUGUAGGGUUGAUCACAGUGUCGUUUGGCGACCAGGCUCUAAGCAACACCUUGCAUACUUUGGCAAUGUACGUGAUCCGCAACAAAACUCUGAUCAUCGACCGGCGGCCAUCGGAGGUCAUCCUGGCACGGCUGCCGCAGCUUGCGCUGGUGCAGGUCCAGGCUGACAGCCUGGCAGUCGAUGGGUACUUGCGCGGGCUCGGGCAGCAGCUACGAUUUCCGUGGUCGCAGGAUGUGGCCGAACGCGUGUCCGUGGUGGAAACAGAUCUGUUUGAGCGGGCGACAUGA